GUAAGAGCAGCUGAGCAUAGCUGAGUAGAAGAAUAAAAAUGGCUUCUUGGACGAAGUUCGCUCGCCCCUUUUCCAGAAAAUAUUCGACGGCCGGUCCUAAAUUCAACUUAAAUGAUACUCAUGGCGUUACAGAACAAACGCAAUUGAUGUGGAAGAGGCUCUCGUAUUUCGUAGGCUUUCCAGUGAUACUUCUGGCUAUGGUUAAUAGCUAUUUGAAUCAUCAGGCACAUCAUAAUGAUGAACGUCCAGAAUUUGUUGCAUACCCACACUUAAGGAUAAGAACCAAGAAAUUUCCAUGGGGAGAUGGUAAUCACAGCCUUUUUCAUAAUCCUAAAAUGAAUGCUUUGCCCGAUGGUUACGAAGAAUAAGAAGUAAUGCCCGAUGGUAAUAAUUCUAGAUGGUAAUAAUUAUGCUUCACAUUAGCAUUCUUUAUAACAUGUAUUAUAAGAUAUAUGUAUUAUAUUGGCUUAUGAAUAAUUGAGUCAAUAAAUGAUAGAAAUAUUACAUUUA
Molecule: messenger RNA, 510 nt
Organism: Trachymyrmex septentrionalis
Lineage: Eukaryota; Metazoa; Arthropoda; Insecta; Hymenoptera; Formicidae
Product: cytochrome c oxidase subunit 6A1, mitochondrial-like
Exons: 3
Coding region: 39-368 (109 amino acids)
Biological process (GO): mitochondrial electron transport, cytochrome c to oxygen
Cellular component (GO): mitochondrial inner membrane
Molecular function (GO): enzyme regulator activity
Source: RefSeq, a predicted model, not a curated record